GUGUCCCACGUUUACCUGUGUAACAAACUUGCACAUCCUGCACAUGUACCCCAGAACUUAAAAUGUAAAAAACCUCAUCAACAGUAACAAUAGCUAACAUCAUCAACAGUAACAGUAGCUAACUUUUCUGGGUAUUUGCUAUGUUCCAAACACUAAGCUAAGUUCCUUACAUGCAUUAUCUCAGUUAAUCCUCCCCAGACUUCCACGAUGGCAAUAAUAUCCUGGUCCCUGUUUUGCGGAUGAGACACUAAGGCACAUAGAGGUUAAAUAACUUGCCCAAGAUCACACAGCUAGUGAGUAGUAAGAUUCAAUCCCAGACCCAGAUCCUGCUGUCAAGCAGUAUAGUUUGUGACCACCUAGUGACAUCACAGGAACCACACUUCCAUCUCUUAUUUUAAUGUCCUGAAUGUUCUUCCUUAUAAAUGCACAUUAGACUUGAGUGGGUAAAAAUUCUGAACAUACUGAGUCUUCUACCCCGAGCCAAUCCUCUUCAAAAUGAACCUGCAUGGGAACCAAUGCUGAAAGUGGAAAGAGACCACAGACAGGCCUGGCAUCUGUAGGCGUAAGGUAGAAAACUGUCUCCCUGCACCCCUACUCCCAGUUAAAAGGCUGUGGGCAUCUUUGAGCCAAUGACUGGCUGCUGCAAAGGAUUCUGGGAAUCCCAACCCCUCACAGUUCUGCAAAAACUGAGCUUUGCUCAACUCACCGUCCUGCAAAAGAUGGGUACCAAAAUAGGGAGGUGGGCAUACAGGCCAAAUAUUCUGUUCUGCCUUCCAGGAAGGAAAAACCGUACUGUCCAGGAAGCUCACAAGUGACAUGUGGCCCGUGGGCAUACAAGGGGUAAAGUGAAGGAUGGACUGCUCUGUGGAAGGAAGGAGUGAAAGUGAACAGGGAGGCAUAGGGCCAUCUGCAGGAAGACUUAGAGGAGGGAAGGAGGGAGACUGGCUUUGGCAGGGAGGGGAGGCAGGAGCAGAGGGAGCUGGAGGAUCGGUUCAGGCAGUGAGAGAGGGCAGCCCCACUCUAUUUCCCAAGCUGCUUUCUGGAUGCAGGCAGGAAGGUUGAGUGUAUUACACUGGCCCCACCUCCAGAGGCUCUCUCUGCAGCUGCUGGACUGGACACAAAGUGUGAGAGACAGAGACACCAUCUCUGCUGAUUUGUACUCAACUCUGGUUCCUGUUGCUGAGAGCCCACGUGUCACAGAAGCCAGGGCAGGGGGGCCCACACUGCUGUCUGCAUUUCCCAGGUAUCCCGAGCUGAGCAAAGGUUCUUCCUCAGAGGAGCAGGCAAUAGAAGCACCUGAACAUCAUGGCACAAGUGGACUCCCAGGACAGGUAGGAAGAGGCGUCUCCUCUCAGCAGCUUGACUGAGGAGGCUCAUGACCCCCAGAUACUGAGCAUGAACUUAGAGAGUGAGGAUGAAGGUGGUGGGGAGUCAGAAAAAGAGGGUACUGUUGACAUAGUGGCCUGUCUAAGGGGCAGCUCCCCAGUAAUAUGUGACAAUCCUGACUUGCCAUGGCCCCAUCCGCUAGGCAAAGAAGAGGAGAAAUUCUCUGACUCCUUCAGUGCAAGGGGCAUGGGGCAGAGACCAAUGCAGAUGUCCGGGAGAGCCAGCUGGAGCAGAGAUGUGCCAAAGAUCAGCGAGACCCAAGGCUCCCCGGGAGCAAGCACAGCUCUGGGUACCCUUCCCCGUGGUCUCACACACAAGCUGUUAGGUCAGCUGCAACCUCUUAGGGACCGAUUAUCUGCGGGUGAUGAUGGAGACUUGAGGGCAAACCAGGACGCAGCCUUGGAUGUCCCAUCCAGCUUCCCCAGCAAUGGAAAGUAUCUCUGUGCACACAAAAGUGUAGACACGUCCGCAGAGAACUCUUCUCUCUUGUGUUUUCCCAGGCUGGGGAGCAACUGGGACCUCCCCAAGCGAGAGACACCCACACCAGCCCAGGCGUCGGCCACCCCAGCCAGCUUGGCAGCCGCGGUGCUAGCAAAAGGGCGAAUCAGCAGGAAAGUACAGAACCAGGUGGGCGGGCGCGGGGGCGGAGAGGCCGAGGCGCGUCCCUACAGGCGCCUGCGGGGCGGGAGGGCCUUCCAGGAGCCCAGCAAGCCGCUGAGCCCCGCGGAGACGCGCGGUGACGCCAAGCGCUACGCGUGCGAGCUGUGCGGGAAGGCCUACUCCCACCGCGGCACGCUCCAGCAGCACCGGCGCCUGCACACGGGCGAGCGGCCCUACCGGUGCUCCUUCUGCGACAAGGCCUACACCUGGUCCUCCGACCACCGGAAGCACAUCCGCACCCACACGGGCGAGAAACCCUACCCGUGCCCAGACUGCGGGAAGGCCUUCGUGCGCUCCUCGGACCUGCGCAAACACCAGCGCAACAUGCACAGCAACGACAAGCCCUUCCCCUGCUCCGAGUGCGGCCUGACCUUCAACAAGCCGCUGUCGCUGCUGCGCCACCAGCGCACGCACCUGGGCGCCAAGCCCUUCCGCUGCGCCGCCUGCGACCGCGAGUUCGCUGUGGCCAGCCGCAUGGUGGAGCACCAGCGCGUGCACUCGGGCGAGCGGCCCUUCCCCUGCCCCACCUGCGGCAAGUGCUUCACCAAGUCCUCCAACCUGGCCGAGCACCAGACGCUGCACACGGGCCAGAGGCCCUUCAAGUGCGCUGACUGCGGCGUGGCCUUCGCGCAGCCCUCGCGCCUCGUGCGCCACCAGCGCAUCCACACCGGCGAGAGGCCCUUUGCUUGCACGCAAUGUGGCCAGGCCUUUGCCCGCUCCUCCACCCUGAAGCGGCACCAACAGAUCCACUCCGGGGAGAAGGGAUUCCUCUGUGCCGAGUGCGGCAGGGCCUUCCGCAUUGCCUCUGAGCUGGCCCAGCACACACGGAUGCACAACGGAGAGAGGCCCUACCAGUGUGAGGACUGCGGCCAGGCCUUCACCCGGUCCAAUCACCUCCAACGACACCGAGCCAAGCAUGGCACCUGCAAGAAGGAGCCCAUCCCUUCCUCCUCUGACGAGUGAAGACAGCACCAUCGACCUCAGUACUUGGAACCUUCCCAGGUGAACCCACUCACAUGAUAUUGCCAGCCAGCCACACCGGUCAGCCAGGCCUCCCAGUAGGUCGCCGGUCUUGAGUGGUCGGUCCAUUUGAUUAUGUAUUUGAUCCUUCGAAUAGAAAGUCACUACCGAGAGAGCACCCAGGUGUGUGGUUUCACAUCAGUGGUUCUGAGUGUCAGAGGUCAUAAGCAAUUGGAAAAGGGAAGGACAAAGUAGUGGGAGCUGAUUAAGGUUUAGUUUCUUGGGUUGGGGGACCACAAUCAAUCAGAAACUGCUUCUAGAAUUACAUGCUUGGGACUGUGCAGGGCUCCGGGCAUAAGGUGAGGAAAAAGACUAACCCGUCCUACCCUCAAAGCUGUUUGCAAAUAAAAGGCAUGAGGGGCUGAUAAUUUUUAGAGAAAGGUGCUUUUUGGUUUUCACGUAAAUAAAGGAAUCCCCAGAAGUGGUCCCUACGGUGAACUCCCCCAAAGCAACAAAGCCUUUGUGGGACGGACUCAAGCCCAGCCCAACAUCCCAUCAUUUCACUUGACUGCAGACAUGGCUUCACCUUAGGGUAUAUCUGUAUGGGCCUUGCCUUUGAAGUAGACAAGGCCUUCAUCUUAGAGAAGGUAGUUGAUGUCCUAUUCCAGUUAUUCUAGAAGUUCAGUACAGCGUUAGCAUCUGAAAAAGAAGUCCAUUCCUCUUUAUAGUGGAAUUUAGUAAGUAGAUUGAACCUGAAUCUUAUCCACAAAAUUCAUAUGUGCCUUCUCUCUGGCUGUCUCUUUUCCUGUUUGUACUCUGAGGGCUUAAGUUAUAUGUGAUAUUUACAAAGUAAUUGGUUCAUUUACAGAGAGACAUGUAGAAUUUCUCCACAAAGCCUUGACCGUGGUUCAUGAAACCUUUUGAUUCAAUUUAAAUUUGUCUGAAUUAUUAGCCUUGAUUUAAAGUAAAUAAAACACCCUUUGCCCAAGUGCCAUUGGCUUGUCUGUGUUUCAGAAUAUUAAAACCAGGUAUGAAGGCCUACAUGACUCACAGUUAUCUGAUGAAGUUAUUUCUGUUUGCAUUACUAACAGCCAUUCUUCAAAGUGUAUUGAUGCAUAUAGUGAUCUAUAUAAAGUCAGUAGUUCUUAGCACUGAACCUCAACUGUGAGGAAUCUAUGACCUUCACAGAGGUCCUUGGUGCAUGCAGGCAAAUGGCACUUCUCAUCUUACUGAAGUUAAAUGAGAUAUUCACAAGAAAGCAUAGUCUCCUUUUUUGGGGGAGUAUCUUCAGUAUAUUCCUAGAAUUGCCACCAAAGAAUGCCAAAUCUGAAUUUCUCUUGGGUUCUACCUGAUUUGGACCUAGGAUGUGACCUCUAAAUAGCAUUCUCAUGACAUAUAGGGGCACCAAAGAGAAGUAAGACAGACGGAGAGAUAGAUAUUCUUGUGCCUUGUUCAAUCAAGGUAACCUUAAUAAAAGGGUCCACCCCAUCCUUUACUGUUGAUGUGACAUUGAGCUUCAGCUUCUGCAUCUGCAUUGGCAAAAUAGAAGUGUAAUAGUAGGUAAAAUUUAGAGUGAUCCUACUAUAUGACAGAAACAUUGGCUGAAUGCAAAGCCGUAAAUGGGUAGGAAAGUCAAAAGAUGAACUUGUGACUAUGAAGAGAGCAAAAGCUAACAUUUUUUGCUAGGUAAUCAAUAAAAUAUUUGAAGACUGAA
Molecule: messenger RNA, 4720 nt
Organism: Sapajus apella (tufted capuchin)
Lineage: Eukaryota; Metazoa; Chordata; Mammalia; Primates; Cebidae
Gene: ZNF648
Product: zinc finger protein 648
Exons: 2
Biological process (GO): regulation of transcription by RNA polymerase II
Molecular function (GO): DNA-binding transcription factor activity; RNA polymerase II cis-regulatory region sequence-specific DNA binding
Source: RefSeq, a predicted model, not a curated record